This is a messenger RNA of Hypoxylon fragiforme, 2908 nucleotides long. Its product is annotated as glycosyltransferase family 2 protein. Gene Ontology annotation, cellular component: cell septum; cell periphery. The transcript is spliced from 3 exons. The coding region runs from base 99 to 2825 and encodes 908 amino acids. Gene Ontology annotation, molecular function: chitin synthase activity. The record is from RefSeq and is a predicted model, not a curated record. Lineage: Eukaryota; Fungi; Ascomycota; Sordariomycetes; Xylariales; Hypoxylaceae.
UUUUGAAGAGAAACGAAAAUAUUACACCAACCCAAACAACUCGAUAAAAAACAUCGGCCAGUCUGUGUUUCCAGCUGCUGGUGUAGCCAACCAUCACAAUGGCUUAUAACGGAAAUAAUGAGUAUGACAGUCACAGGCUUCAAGACAUGCCUGCUGGCAGCACGUAUCAUCUGCCUCCUCACGACCAAGACGAAGAUGAAUCGCAACGCCAUCUCCUAGGCCAAACUCCUGGUCUACACUACGAGCAAGAUCGGUUGGGCGCAGAUACUCCCCCUGCCCGUCCCGUUUCUGCUUAUAGUUUGACCGAGUCUUAUGCGACUACCGCACCUCCUGUUACCCAGUCGCCUGCACCCCAAUAUGAUGGUGAGUACGGGGGAGGAUUUGGCGGGCAUCAGCUUCAGGACACUGGUUUUGGCUACGGCAGACCAGCAUCCACUGUCGACACCGAUGAAAGCUGGCUACGCCGUCAGCAACCUGGCGGCAACGGCGGCGGUUUAAAGCGUUAUGCCACGCGAAAGGUUAAAUUGGUGCAAGGUUCAGUCCUGAGCGUCGAUUACCCCGUGCCUAGUGCUAUCAAGAAUGCCGUACAAGCCAAGUACCGUGAUGCUGAGAGCGGUACUGGAGAGUUCGUCAAUAUGCGAUAUACGGCUGCGACCUGCGAUCCUAACGACUUCACCCUGAAAAAUGGCUACGAUCUUCGACCUAGAAUGUAUAACAGACACACGGAGCUGUUGAUUGCCAUCACAUACUACAACGAAGACAAGCAGCUGUUUUCUCGAACUCUCCACGGUGCUAUGCAAAACAUUCGUGACAUUGUCAACCUCAAGAAGUCCACCUUUUGGAACAAGGGCGGUCCUGCCUGGCAAAAGAUUGUCGUCUGUUUCGUUUUCGACGGUAUUGGCAACGCGGAUAAGGAAACACUCGACGUCUUGGCCACCAUUGGUGUCUUCCAGGACGGUGUUCUGAAGAAGGAAGUCAGCGGCAAGGAGACGGUCGCGCAUAUCUUCGAAUACACUACUCAGCUGUCGGUGACGCCCAACCAGCAGCUCAUUAGACCGAUGGAUGACAGCCCCCAAACCCUCCCACCCGUUCAGAUGAUUUUCUGCCUGAAGCAGAAGAACACCAAGAAGAUCAACUCCCAUCGUUGGCUUUUCAAUGCCUUCGGCCGAAUUUUAAACCCCGAAGUGUGCAUUCUGCUCGAUGCUGGUACUAAGCCCGGCACCAAGUCGCUUCUUGCACUCUGGGAAGGUUUCUACAACGAUAAGGAUCUAGGUGGUGCUUGUGGUGAAAUUCACGCCAUGUUGGGUAAGGGUGGCAAGAAGCUGAUGAACCCUCUUGUCGCUGUCCAGAACUUCGAGUACAAAAUCUCGAACAUUCUCGAUAAGCCCCUGGAGAGUUCUUUUGGUUAUGUGUCUGUGUUGCCCGGUGCUUUCUCCGCAUACAGAUUCCGAGCCAUCAUGGGCCGACCUCUAGAGCAGUACUUCCACGGUGAUCACACUCUCUCCAAGAUUCUCGGUAAGAAGGGUAUCGAGGGUAUGAACAUUUUCAAGAAGAACAUGUUCUUAGCUGAGGAUCGUAUCCUCUGUUUCGAACUUGUUGCCAAAGCUGGCUCCAAGUGGCAUCUGACGUACAUCAAGGCUGCCAAGGGUGAGACGGAUGUGCCCGAAGGAGCACCCGAAUUUAUCAGCCAGCGACGACGUUGGCUUAACGGUUCGUUCGCUGCCUCGCUUUACUCCUUGAUGCACUUCGGCCGCAUGUACAAGAGUGGCCACAACAUUCUGCGCAUGUUCUUCUUCCACGUCCAACUCAUCUACAACUUUGCCAAUCUGUUAUUCACUUGGUUCAGUUUGGCAUCGUACUACUUGACCACCACUGUUAUCAUGGAACUUGUCGGAACCCCUGUGGAAGCCAGCAAUACCUCGGCAGAGCGACACGGAUGGCCUUUCGGUGAUACUGCUUCUCCGAUCAUCAAUGCCAUUCUCCAGUAUCUGUACAUUGCCUUCCUUAUCCUCCAGUUCGUCCUAGCCUUGGGUAACCGUCCUAAGGGUUCCAAGUGGACUUACAUCAUAUCGUUCGGUGUGUUCGGCUUCAUCCAGCUCUACAUCCUCAUCCUCUCUGGUUACUUGGUCAUCUCUGCCUUCCAGCCUCAGAACUUGCCUACUGGACAGAAUGCUGGUGAUGCUCUCAAGGCAAUGUUUACUGGCCAGUCCGAGAUAGCAAUUAUUAUUCUGGCACUGCUUGCGACAUUCGGUUUGUACUACAUCGCCUCGUUCAUGUACUUGGACCCGUGGCACAUGUUCCACUCCUUCCCGGCCUACAUGGUUCUUAUGUCGACGUAUAUCAACAUUCUGAUGGUUUACGCCUUCAACAAUUGGCACGAUGUGUCGUGGGGUACCAAGGGAUCAGACAAAGCUGAAGCGCUGCCUGCCGCGCAGAUUGUAAAGGAUGAAAAGGGUGAGGCUGCCAUCGAAGAAAUCGACAAGCCUCAGGAAGAUAUCGACAGCCAGUUCGAAGCGACCGUCAAGCGAGCCUUGACUCCUUUCAAGCCGGAGGAGGAAGUGGAGAGCAAGGAUCUCGAGGAUUCGUACAAGUCUUUCAGAACGUCGCUGGUCAUCAUGUGGCUGUUCUCGAACUGUGCUCUCAUCGUUGGUGUGACCAGUACCAGGUUGUCGACAUUCGGUAUCGAGGGUACGACAUCGGACCGCACGGCGCAGUUCUUCAAGUUCCUACUUAUCUGCACUGCCAUCCUGUCUUUGGUCCGUUUCAUCGGCUGCUGCUGGUUCUUGGGCCGAACCGGAAUCAUGUGCUGCUUUGCCAGACGGUAAACAGGCUUAUGAGGUGGCGUUCUUGGGUUAUCUAAGAAAUUAUACCCCCAAAAAUGGCACGUGUGUACAUACGUGGCCCAUCU